Messenger RNA from Penicillium maclennaniae, 717 nucleotides. RefSeq names its product Aminoglycoside phosphotransferase. NCBI's taxonomy places the organism in Eukaryota, Fungi, Ascomycota, Eurotiomycetes, Eurotiales, Aspergillaceae. The transcript is spliced from 3 exons. Bases 1 to 717 code for a protein of 238 amino acids. Gene Ontology annotation, biological process: protein phosphorylation. The record is from RefSeq and is a predicted model, not a curated record. Gene Ontology annotation, molecular function: ATP binding; protein kinase activity.
AUGGACUCCGAUGAUCUUGCGAAGCAACAGUCAGAUCGGAUCUUUCAGGUGCGGAUACAGAACAUGCUUGGAAAUUCUUCGGAGAACUUGGUAGGCAAACUUGCUUCCCGGCAUUGCCCUGGUAGCAUACCUAUUACGGCUUCGCGGCUCCCGAAUGGCGCCUUUAAUAUUUGUUACCGAGUUACUUUUGAAAAUGGCUAUCGAGUUAUGGUUCGCUUUGUUGGCCUUGGUCGAGUCAUUGCUCUCAAUGAAAAAGUUAAAGACGAGCUAAUAGUUACGCUUAGCCUAGGUAUUUCUAUACCUAUCUUAAGGAGAGCUUAUUCUGAUAUAGCGGAAAUCCUAUUAGAGCUAUCUAAGCCCGAGUUCCCCAAAUUAGGGCCGUUAAAUAAGAUAAUCUUCGAACGAGGACGCUUUAGCAGUGCAGCAGACUAUUUCGAGGAGCUUGCUCGUUAUCAGUUUUUCUAUCUCGAGCUACAACGAAAUAAUAUAGUUACAGAUAAGUUCGAUUACCGAAAGAAGUAUAUUGCGCGUUGCCUUUUCCGCAAACUUUCACGUGAGAUAUCCAAAAAACACUGUAGGGGCCCUUUUCGCCUUUACUGCGAUGAUUUGCGUCCGGAAAAUGUCCUUGUUGAUAUAUCGGGCCUUACUGUCACUAGUGUGGUUAACUGGGAGUAUACCUAUGCUGCUUAUGUUAAAUUUACACUUACUGCUCCUUAG